GCGUGUGUGGAUGUGUGUGCGCGCGUGUGUGCAUAUGUGUCUGUGGAUGUGCCUGUGUGGUUGUUUCCAUCUUUUUUUUUUUUUUAAAUCCAUAUUGGACCGUUACAUUUAAUUAUAAUCCGGCUUCAGAGAUAACUUAAAGAAGUAUAGAGAGAAAAUUCGUUAUGACAUCUGUCGCCAGAAAGGGCAACUCAUUACCACGUUAAAACCGUUGCCAGAACGAAAAUCAGAAUAAUACCCCUAAUAAUAUAAUGAAGUGGAGAGAAAUCACCACCAGCUCACCAGGAAUUGGGAGUUCUCACUAAAAAGCAGGACUCUCCUUUCUUUCGAAACGCAGGAAAAAGGGGGGGGGGGGGGGGGGAGAAUUUUGGAUCUGAUUCGUUAUUUUAAAAAGAAAGAAAAAUAGGGGUUCAAAAAAAAAAAAGAAGGGAAGGAAGGAAGAAAGGAACAAGCAGGCGGCAAAGAUUUCUCAAUGUGUAACGCUGUAACAUAGGGACGGGACUUGUGUGUAUUCUCGGUAGUUUCCUCUGUUUGAUGACUUUUUUUGUGUGUCAGCCCCAGAUAUUACAGCUGUGAUCAGGAGGUGGAUGGAUAGACGGAUGGCUGGACAGAUAGAUAAAUAGAGAAGGUUUCUUUUUUUUAUUUCAGUGUCUGGAUUCCUUUCGCUUGAUGGUAUUAAGGGCAGGCUGGGCUAUUUAUGAUUUUUUGAGCAGACCUUUAUGGCACUAGCCCAAGGUAGGAAAGGCUCUUUUGUUGCUGGGGUUGCCGCUCGCAGGCUGAGAGGCUUCUGCAGGGGGGAAAGCUAUGCAGGACAACGUGCUUGGAAGACCCGUACCCGGGGGUUUCAAUGACAAACCUCCAGUUUUGGGGUCUUCUUUUCACUUCUUCCUUUCAGAUACGUCAUGACGGAUCAAACAGUUACCGUUUGAUGCAGCUUGGAUGCCUGGAGUCUGUGGCCAACUCGACCGUCGCCUACUCCUCCUCAUCUCCUCUCACUUACUCCACGACGGGCACCGAGUUCGCCUCCCCGUACUUCUCCACUAACCACCAGUAUACCCCACUUCACCACCAGUCCUUCCACUACGAGUUCCAACACAGCCACCCGGCAGUCAACCCCGACGCUUACUCCUUGAACUCUCUCCAUCACUCCCAGCAAUACUACCAGCAGAUCCACCAUGGGGAGCCCACUGAUUUCAUCAACCUGCACAAUGCGCGGGCACUCAAGUCCUCUUGCUUGGACGAGCAGAGGAGAGAGCUGGGGUGCUUAGAUGCUUACCGCCGCCACGACCUGUCUCUUAUGAGCCAUGGAUCCCAAUAUGGGAUGCAUCCAGAUCAAAGACUCCUGCCAGGACCAAGCCUCGGGCUUGCAGCCUCGGGAGCAGACGAUUUGCAGAGCUCAGUGGAAGCCCAGUGUGGACUUGUACUGAACGGGCAAGGAGGUGUGAUAAGAAGAGGUGGCACCUGCGUUGUUAACCCCACCGACCUGUUCUGCUCUGUUCCUGGUCGUUUAUCUCUACUCAGCUCCACUUCGAAGUACAAAGUGACCAUUGCAGAGGUGAAGAGGCGCCUUUCACCACCAGAAUGCCUCAAUGCUUCCCUCUUAGGAGGCAUUUUGAGAAGAGCAAAAUCCAAGAAUGGAGGACGCUGCCUGCGAGAAAAAUUAGACAGACUGGGACUGAAUUUGCCUGCAGGAAGAAGAAAAGCAGCAAAUGUCACACUGUUGACUUCCUUGGUAGAAGGGGAAGCAUUACAUUUGGCCAGGGAUUUCGGCUACACCUGUGAAACAGAGUUCCCUGCCAAGGCAGUAGGAGAGCACAUUGCCAGACAGCACAUGGAACAGAAAGAGCAGACAGCGAGGAAAAAGAUGAUCCUAGCAACAAAACAAAUAUGUAAAGAAUUCCAGGACCUUCUAAGUCAAGACAGAUCCCCCCUCGGAUCCUCCAGACCAACUCCAAUAUUAGACCUCGACAUCCAGAGACAUUUAACACAUUUCAGUUUGAUCACUCAUGGUUUUGGAACUCCUGCAAUAUGUGCUGCCCUAAGCACUUUCCAAACUGUUCUCAGUGAAAUGCUGAACUACUUGGAAAAGCACACAUCGCACAAAAACGGAGGAACGGCAGAAUCCGGCCAAGGACACGCCAACUCGGAGAAAGCCCCCCUGCGGAAAACUUCAGAAGCUGCUGUGAAAGAGGGCAAAACAGAAAAGACAGACUAGCUACAUCAAACAGAAUCUAUUUCGAGAGAGUCUUGCUGCUGAUAUUUUUUUUAAAUAUAUAUAUCAUUGAGGGCAAUUUAUCUCCAGUGGACCAAAUCCAAAAAAGGGGAAAAAAAAAAAGAAAGAAAGAAAGAAAAAUCAAAUAAAAAGAAAAUAGGAAAAGAUUAAAGCAGAGAGAAAGAGAGAGAAUGAGAGGAAAGCAUUCAAUCUUAAGAACAGCAGUGUACAGUAAUUGUGUGAUGAAAUUGUCACUUUUUAAAAAUUUAUGUUGCUCUAAACUACUUUUUCGUGCACGUAGUAUUUGAUUGUUCUGAAUGAUACACUAACACUGUUUUUUAUAAACACUUCUGGACUUGGCUGAGGUGGCACAUGAAAUUUGAAGCACUUUCUUCUCCAGCAGCAGAAUUAGGGCCAGUGCUUCGGUUGUGGGACAUGCAGUUCCAGUAUCCUGACUUUGUUUGCAUGCUGGACAGAUUGAAAGAAGGGCUUCCUUUGAUCCAUCGGAAUUGCCUGAUCUACUCACCAUUGGGAAAACAAUAUGGAAACCUGGCAAAAGAGGAAUUCUUGGGCCGUGGGACAAAUGAACUGUUCGGUGCUGGGGGCUACUCAUCCCCAUGUGGGAAUGUUCAAUAAAGCUGCACUGGAAUGAGGCCAGAACCUCUUAGGAAUCUGCCCUCAAGCAGCAGCCAUGGUGUCUUUUUUUAAAAGAGAGUGACAGACAAAAGUGGAAAAAAAAAACAAACAAAAAACAACCCAACCUCAAUAGUUUCAAUAAAAGCCCUCAUCCCUCUGUGAACUUCAGAUUAAAUGACAGCAUGGGCUUCUGUCCUCUGUCUUCUCAGCCCCUGGUCCUAUAACACUGCAGUCUGCCAUACCUGUGUCUCUAUUUAACAGGAUCAAUUCAGGCAAUUGGAGCCAUCUUUUUUGUUGCCUUGAUUUUAUGACGCUUUCUUUUCUUCAGCUUAUUUCUGCAGCUUUAUUGUCUUUAGGAAUCCAGCUGAGGUGUAGAGAUCUAACAGAAUCCACUCAUUUUCCAACAAGAAAACAAAAUAAAACAAAAUCAAAACAACAAAUUAGACAGAUUGGCUUAGUCCACAGCAUCUAAGUGGUAAUAUACUUUUGAAAUAUUACUUUACCACUCAUCCUCACAGAGAAAACAUUGGAGACAUAGAUUCAGCUCAAGAGGCUUUUUCCAGCCACAUUCUAACUUCUUCAACAAGAAUUUUAUUCCAUUACUUUUCUUGUUCCUCUGACAUCACUUUAUUGAGAAAGUUAGGAAGGACUGGAGUUACAGGAUGGGGUCAUACUGGCCAUCUAAACUCCUUUUAAGAUCAGCAGAAUCAGAAUUUUUCUUCCAAGGGACAGUUCAUCUCUGUGGUAGGAAAUAGCACAGCUGUCUACAUGUAAGUGUUCAGACCACUUUGAGAUGUUUUAGAGUAUCUAAGACAGUCACAGAGUUUUGACCAAAAUAACACGAAACCUAAAGGAGGACUGGACUCACCUGAGGAGGAACUGGAGGGUACCAGAAGAUAGCACUAGAUACCCAUGGGUGGCCUCUUGAUUGGCACACCAAGUGUCGAGGAUAGGUAGAAGGGAUCAUCUGAAAGUGACUGUCAUUCUUCACAGAGGAAAGCUGGAAUAAGACAGUGACAUUUUGCACUGUAAAUGACUGCAACUGGAUUAAUCAUCCUCCUCUCCCUAUAAUCAGCAGAGAGAAAAAGGCUCUUACAGUAUGCAGUUUAUCUCACCUUAAAGCAGCGAUGAAUCAUACCCUAAAAGUAUGUACUUUUUCUCAAUUAUAUAUAAAGGAAGCCAAGGAUAAAAGCGCUCAUACAUGUAUACAUCACAGCUUUCUAGAGUCAGUUAACAUGCAUUGCAUUUUGAAUGACCAGCUUUAGACUAACCUAGGGACUUUGACAAAUAUCUGAGAGCAUUUACAGCCAUAAUGUAGGGUGUCAAAUUGAAUUAACAAAAUCAGCCUCACCUUCCAAACGCAUGGAAGGAAAACCAGCACUUAUGGCAUAAUGCUUUUCCCCUUGAGGUCAGUAAGGACAUUGCCAUCAUGGUGAGGAAACACGACAGGAAUACUGAGUCCUUAUUUGCUUGUAUUAAAAAAAAAAAAAAAAAAAAAAAAGGAAAAAAGGAAAAAAGAUAUCCCAUGAUUUUGCCUAGAUUUGUCCUUUCUUACAGAGGUAUGUAACUGAGAUACCUACUUUAGUGCUAUUUAGGCACCCUGUAUGCAUUGAGGGAAAUAGGUGUAUCUCCACAGGACUCCACCUCCUUAACACACUAUCAGCUAAGUGCCUAGCAGAAAUUAGACUUUACAGAAUGAAUUUUUCACUCCAGUACCUCUGGAGAAGUACUAAAAUCAAAUGAAUGAUCCUCAGAGAUAUCUUUGACAGAAAUAUUGUGGGACUGUUCUAGAACAUGAAAUACUUGAGUGUGAAAAUAUGUGACCACCGUUAAAAGUGAAAAGGUAGAUCAUUCUGCUUCUUCCAUUGACCAAACUGAGAGGGAGAAAAGGAGAGAGGGGAAAAUCAGAAGCUGACUGUCAGAUAUGCAGAUUUACCACAUCAAAAUGUAGUGUAAAUCGAUUUAAUUGUGGUCCUCUGCUUCAAGAUAUAGAUAAAUUUAAAUUAGAUUUUGUUGGAGGGGAAAAAGAAAAGAAAAAAGUUUUUUAAAUCUAUUUAGAUAUUCGUCUCUAAAAUAUCAACCUUCUGGAGAAGGGGGAAUGUCUGGUUGGGAAGAUUAUUCUGUGAAAAUGUUGAGAAAGCAGCAUUUUAUUACAAUGAAAUUCAGAUGUCUCAUACUGGAAAAAAUAUGUAUACACCUAUAUUUGAAAUAUUUACCUAUUCAGGAUAUGGUAAAAGAUCCCAACAAUAA
Pezoporus flaviventris is the source of this 5098-nucleotide messenger RNA. RefSeq names its product transcription factor AP-2 delta (gene TFAP2D). Gene Ontology annotation, molecular function: RNA polymerase II transcription regulatory region sequence-specific DNA binding; DNA-binding transcription factor activity, RNA polymerase II-specific. The coding region runs from base 848 to 2215 and encodes 455 amino acids. Gene Ontology annotation, cellular component: nucleus. The record is from RefSeq and is a predicted model, not a curated record. Gene Ontology annotation, biological process: regulation of transcription by RNA polymerase II; regulation of cell population proliferation; anatomical structure development. Lineage: Eukaryota; Metazoa; Chordata; Aves; Psittaciformes; Psittacidae. The transcript is spliced from 7 exons.